Molecule: messenger RNA, 1045 nt
Organism: Teleopsis dalmanni
Lineage: Eukaryota; Metazoa; Arthropoda; Insecta; Diptera; Diopsidae
Product: leishmanolysin-like peptidase
Exons: 2
Coding region: 623-1006 (127 amino acids)
Source: RefSeq, a predicted model, not a curated record
AAGUAAAGUAAAAAACUGUAUACAUUAAAAUAAAUAUAUAAAAAUAUUUUAAAACCCUAAAAGUACAUAACAUGCCGCACAAUCCGGUUAAGCUGCAAAAUAAAUGUAAUAAGUGGUGCAAAAAUUAAAAAUAAAUUUUAAAUAAAAAAGUAAACAAAAUACAAUAAACGUAGUGCAAGGAAAGAAAUCUUGUUAAUAAAAAUGUAAAAAUAAAAUAAAUAUUAUAAUGAAAGUGAUUGCCAGCAGCAAUAAAACCAUUAUCAGUGGUUGUUAAAGCGCAAAGUAUAGCAACAACAACAAAAGCAGGCAACAACCACCACCGCUGGCACCAACUCCUCCACUAUUCACUCCCCAUUAUUCAGUCAACCUAUUUGCUAUUUGUUUCCUUGUGCGCUGUCAAGCUCAAUUUAUUUUAGCCAAAAAUAGCCGAAAUUUUGUCAAAUUUGUGUCGUUGUGUCAAAUUUGUUCGCAAUUAAAAUGCAGUACACAUAACUGCUAAAGUGUCUUAAUAUGAAUGAGAAAAAAAAUGAAAUAUGAAAUACAAAAAAUAAUAAUUAAACAUAAUAUUUUGUAUUAAAUUGCUACAAUAAAAUUAAAUAAUAUUAAUAAAUACAUAAAUAAUAUGAAAGGGAAAAUGUGCUCAUAUUUUCAACGGCGCCAAACACAGCAGACAUCACGACCCACCUAUGUUUCUUGCCCCGCUUACCGAGCCAGCAGUAAAUGCAGCUUACACAUUUGGCCACCACGUUCAUUGUAUGGUUUGUUGUUGUUAUCACUAUUUGUGCUACCACACACAGCACAUGUAGGAGCGCACAAUUGUCAACAUCACCACCCAAAGGCGCACGAGGUUGUGCAUGGAGUGCAGAUUGAAAUGGAGGAAUCGCUACCGCCAAGCCACAACAGCAGCGCAGACAAAGAAGGAGCGGCUCAUAGACUACACAAGCGCAGCGUCGGGGAACAGCCACUGCGGAUUUUGUUAUUCUACGAUGAUUCUGUUUACAAGUGAGUUUACCUUAAGCUCGAAUUGAAGCACGUAGUUGAUAUA